CCUCAAUAACAGAGGCAAGCGCCACCUAUCACCCCGAGUGUGGUUUUACCCUAUUCCUUGUAUAUAUCUGAGACUAUCAUCUCCCGCAUCCGUCGACUCCAAACCGUCCUCUCCAGUCAUGUCUGACUCCUUGCUUGAUAUCCGUCGUGCUGGCGUUGAGGCCAAAAGGGCUCACGACCACAAGGCCAAGUGGGCGUACGGCAGCCGUUCUACCCUGCCUCGUUAUAGCCAAACUGUCCACUCUCAUGUCUUGCACAAGGCUAGGCCGAGGUUGCCAGCUACUCAUUACACAACCUUGACACGCCAGAUGCGGUUCCAGCGAAAGGCUGAAACCAACCAUCAUCUCAGCGACGCCAAGAUCGCCCUGCGCGCUGACGUCCGUGAGGCUCUCGACAGUGGAACGUCGGAUUCUUCCAGCGAUGACAUUGAUGACCCUGCCGCGGCGGAGAAGAUUAUCGAUGAUGCUGAGGGGAAGGAUACGCUGCGUGACUAUGAUGUGGCGGGCCAGACUAUACUCUCUGAUGCUGUGAGCAAGGCUGUCGAGAAGUUCGAGACGAAGGAGACAGAGCGGAUUGUCAAGGAGUACGAGAUGAUCUCUUAUGAGGGUGAGACAGCCCUGGGCUACAUGGCUGACGACGAUGACUUUGAGCUGGUCGAUCGGAUCAAGCUAUGACACGUCUGUUGCUUCCUCUUCUCAUUUUGUGCUUUCGGCGUCGAUAUCCCUAACCACGGUCCUUGAUUCUGGCGUUGGACACAGACUGAUCACUGAUUCAUUUUGACAUUUCUGCAUGUUGUACAUCACUUCGCGCCUG
Aspergillus eucalypticola CBS 122712 is the source of this 812-nucleotide messenger RNA. RefSeq lists its product as uncharacterized. The transcript has 2 exons. The record is from RefSeq and is a predicted model, not a curated record. The coding region runs from base 119 to 673 and encodes 184 amino acids. Lineage: Eukaryota; Fungi; Ascomycota; Eurotiomycetes; Eurotiales; Aspergillaceae.